AUGCAGCAGUUCAACUCAUCCAACAGCUCGCUCAACGCUACUGUCGCAACUGAGAACCUGAUUGCCAGUAGUGUGCUGGCAGUUUGCUUCAUACUGGGAGUCCCUGGUAAUAUUGCUGUAAUGGUGCGUCUGUCUGGAUGGCUGAAGAGAGGUAGUUUCACCCCGAGACUGAUGCUAAGCCUGGCCAUAUCAGAUCUACUCACUCUGAUUUCUCUGCCCAUUUGGAUUUGGGAUCUUCUGCAUGAAUGGGUGUUUGGCUUGGUCUUGUGUAAGCUUCUUUCUUACUUGGUGUACUUAAGCCUCUACUGCAGCGUACUGUGUGUGAUUUUGAUGAGCAUGCAGCGAUACAUCCAAGUGCUGCAUCCUGAGAAAUGGAAGAAGCUUGGCAGAAAAGGAAAGAAGAUCCUUUUGAGUGGGAUGUGGAUGUUAAGUGCAGUUUUAUCAUGCUAUGCUCUUGUACAGUGCAAUCUAAGCUUGGACAGAGGAAGAAGACUUCAGUGCAGGAAAAGAUAUCGGAAUGAGGUUGAAAGAGUGGCUACUUUAAUCUGGGAGAUUAUAAUAUUUGUCGCUUCAUUCACCAUUGUAUCUUAUUUCUACUUUCACCUCCACAGAGGAGUUAAUAACUCAGCUUUCUCUACCAGUAAAUUAUUGACAAAGCUGGUGACCAGAAUUUUGGUGUGUUUCUUCAUGUUUUGGAUCCCAUUUCACAUCAACAACACUCUGCUCAUCAUUGCAGUGUUGCUUGGGAAUGACAGUCUUUUAAGAUCUGCAGAAUCUGGAGACAUCACUGCAGCUCUGACUUUUAUUAACAGUUGUGUGAACCCCUUCCUGUAUGCUUUUUCUGCUCGGGCUCUACGUCAACACUCAUCUGGAACAGAGAAUGACGAAGAGGUUUGAGAGAGUUUAUGGCUUUUCCCUGAAAGCCACUGAUUGUUCAAAUAUGCAUUUAGUCCUAA
Messenger RNA from Tachysurus vachellii, 956 nucleotides. Its product is annotated as leukotriene B4 receptor 1-like. NCBI's taxonomy places the organism in Eukaryota, Metazoa, Chordata, Actinopteri, Siluriformes, Bagridae. Gene Ontology annotation, cellular component: membrane. The coding region runs from base 1 to 897 and encodes 298 amino acids. The record is from RefSeq and is a predicted model, not a curated record. Gene Ontology annotation, biological process: immune response; G protein-coupled receptor signaling pathway. The transcript has a single exon. Gene Ontology annotation, molecular function: G protein-coupled receptor activity.